Messenger RNA from Calypte anna (Anna's hummingbird), 5425 nucleotides. RefSeq names its product p21 (RAC1) activated kinase 2 (gene PAK2). The transcript is spliced from 15 exons. Gene Ontology annotation, cellular component: cytoplasm. The coding region runs from base 234 to 1808 and encodes 524 amino acids. Gene Ontology annotation, molecular function: protein serine/threonine kinase activity; ATP binding. Gene Ontology annotation, biological process: regulation of MAPK cascade; protein phosphorylation; regulation of axonogenesis. The record is from RefSeq and is a predicted model, not a curated record. NCBI's taxonomy places the organism in Eukaryota, Metazoa, Chordata, Aves, Apodiformes, Trochilidae.
GCCCGCCCUCACGGGCUGUGGCCACGCGCGGCGGUUCCGCUUCCCCCUCCGGCUCCUGCCGCCGCCGCCUCCUCCUUCCUCCACCUCCUCCCUCCUCCUCCUCCUCCCCGGUGGGUCCCGCCGCCGCCAUCGCACAGGCGCCGUGUGGCGGCCGCGCCCCGCUCGCCAGCCCCUCCGUCCUCUCAGGCGGCAGGCGCCGCCCCAGCCCGUGCUCUCACUAGCUAUUGGGAACCAUGUCUGCCAACGGGGAACUGGAAGACAAGCCACCAGCUCCUCCUGUCCGGAUGAACAGUGUUAUCUUCAGCUUAGGGAGCAAAGACCAACUAUCUGCUAACCACAGCUUGAAACCCCUGCCCUCUGUACCAGAAGAGAGAAAACCUAGGAAUAAAAUUAUCUCCAUAUUCACUGAAAAAGGAAGCAAGAAGAAAGAAAAGGAGAGGCCAGAAAUCUCUCCCCCAUCAGAUUUUGAGCAUACCAUCCAUGUUGGCUUUGAUGCUGUUACAGGAGAAUUCACUGGAAUGCCAGAGCAAUGGGCUCGGUUGCUGCAGACCUCCAACAUCACCAAGCUAGAACAGAAGAAGAACCCCCAGGCAGUACUUGAUGUGCUGAAAUUCUAUGACUCCAAAGACACAGCAAAACAGAAGUAUCUGAGUUUCUCUGCUCCAGAAAAAGAAGGCUUUCCUUCAGGAACACCAACAAGCAAUGCCAAAGGGUCAGAGCCAUCAACAGCUGUGGCAGAUGAUGAUGAUGAUGAUGAAGAAACUCCUCCUCCUGUUAUUGCUCCACGGCCAGAUCACACAAAAUCGCAGAUCUACACACGCUCUGUGAUUGACCCCAUCCCUGCCUCAGCUGGUGACACCUCUGCUGACAGUGCCACCAAAUCAGGGGACAAGCAGAAAAAGAAGACCAAGAUGUCAGAUGAAGAGAUCAUGGAUAAGCUACGCACUAUUGUGAGCAUAGGAGAUCCAAAGAAAAAAUACACCAGAUAUGAAAAAAUUGGGCAAGGGGCUUCAGGUACAGUUUUCACAGCUAUUGAUGUGGCAACGGGGCAGGAGGUUGCUAUUAAACAGAUCAACCUUCAGAAACAGCCCAAGAAGGAAUUGAUAAUUAAUGAGAUCUUGGUAAUGAAGGAACUCAAGAAUCCAAACAUAGUCAACUUCCUGGACAGUUAUCUUGUAGGAGAUGAAUUGUUUGUGGUCAUGGAAUAUCUAGCUGGAGGCUCACUAACAGAUGUGGUCACAGAAACAUGUAUGGAUGAAGCACAGAUUGCUGCUGUCUGCAGGGAGUGCUUGCAAGCUCUUGAAUUCCUACAUGCCAACCAGGUCAUCCACAGAGACAUUAAGAGUGACAACGUGCUGUUAGGAAUGGAUGGAUCAGUUAAACUAACCGACUUUGGGUUCUGUGCUCAGAUCACCCCCGAGCAGAGCAAGCGCAGCACCAUGGUGGGAACUCCCUACUGGAUGGCUCCUGAGGUGGUGACACGGAAAGCAUAUGGCCCCAAAGUGGAUAUCUGGUCUCUGGGCAUCAUGGCUAUUGAGAUGGUGGAGGGAGAACCACCAUACCUCAAUGAAAACCCCCUGAGGGCUUUAUAUUUGAUAGCAACUAAUGGCACACCAGAGCUGCAGAACCCUGAGAAACUCUCCCCAAUAUUCCGGGAUUUCUUGAACCGCUGUUUGGAGAUGGAUGUAGAGAAGAGAGGGUCAGCCAAAGAACUGCUGCAGCACCCUUUCUUGAAACUGGCCAAACCUCUGUCCAGCUUGACACCACUGAUCUUGGCAGCCAAAGAAGCAAUGAAGAGUAACCGCUAGCAUAACUGCCACAGCCUUCAUCCUGGUUUUUUUUUUGUUUGUUUGUUUGUAUUUUACAAAUCUUUAUAAUAUAUGAAAUUGUUACACUUCUGGGGGGAGGGAAGGGAUUUUGUGUGGAGGGGAAACGUCUGCAAAAGGGAAGAAACUCUCAUCCAGAAGACACCCAACAUGUGGUGACUCUAGCGAUCCCUGCCUGGGGUCCUGAAGGAAUUGAGGACUGAAAUACUGGCCUUUUUUUUUUUUUUUUUUUUUAAAUUUUAUUCUGCAGACAGCCAAGAAAUGCCACUUACUAUGCCCAGGGUUUAAGGGUUUUUAAUGACUUCGCUGUAACAGCUUCCAUUCAUUGUACCCUUCUGGGUACUUUCAAUACUUGAAUGACAGAUUCAAGCUUUCAGAGAGCAGUACUAAUUUUACCUGCUGAUCUCUUUUGCUCUCCUCUUCCUCCCCUCUACCUGUUUUUAAAUUGCUCUUGUAAGCUUCCAUAUAACCAGAUUUGUGGCAAGUGUGACAAAUGUGAAGGUACAUCUUGCCCCUCGUUUCUUUUCUGGGUUAGCUGUUACUGUACUGUAGAAUUGACAACUUGGCUACUUAAGGAAUUGUAAUGUAUUGAUGUGGUUCUGCUUUUUAAGAUGAAUAUGGAGAGAAGGGGAAGAGAUGUAUUCAUCUGUUUCUCAAAUGCCUGUGCUCUGUGGACAUUUAAUCAAAGAUAUGGCCUCUUUGUAGAAACUUAAUGAUUGGUCAAGUCUUUGGAUGUCAGUUUAUGGAUGUGUAAGUGGGGGUCAGAUGCUUUAUUUAUGAUCAAAUGAUCAGCUAUAGUCAGGGCAAGAAAAAAAUUCCAGCUGUCUUCCUGUCUGCUCUUUUUUCCUGUUAGACUUGCUGGCCAGAAGCUUAAGGGAUAAUGUGCUUGGUGGUUCAAAAACAUGUAUUGCAUCUGUGCUCUGGAAGUUAUGCUGGUGCCUUUGACUUUUUUAUUUUACGUUUUCCUUCUUUGUAUCAAAUACAUUUUUGUAUAUGUUGUAAUUUUUUUUCCCCUAGCAAAUAAUGCAUCAGCCUAUGGAGUUGUCAGAAUUUUAAGUAUUAGAGCUAUUUUUUUUUCCAGUUUUGUAUGUGCUCCACUUGUACUAAUGAAAUCAGAAGAACAAAUAAUCAGGUCUGAGGACACUGAAGAUGCAGGAUUUUAAAAAUGUGACUGAAACACGAGAUGACAAACACCUGGAAAUGCCAAAGUGCUGUUCUGAGAAGAUGAAGGCUGAGAGAGAAGAACAGUGCUGUCAGAUGUUCAUGGGGCUUAUCUGACCAGCUAGUGUGAGGCUGAGGAGCCCUGAUGUGUCACACCCAUCCUUUCUCACUAAAGAUGCUGGACCAGCUGCUAAUGGCUGAAGUCAAACAUUCAAUGCAAGCAAAAGUGCCUCCCUCUGAAAGACAGUGAGCAACUCGAGCAGUUGAGUUCUUGGGAUGGUAAGCAGGGGUGAGUGUAGAAGAACCUGUGCCUGGGCUGCUUCUACCUCUACAGUCUAUGCAUUUCAGCUUCUCCAGCAGUUUAAUCAAGAGCCAACUGCAGUUCCAAUGUGCCAAACAAUUCUGUGAAAGAAUGACCAUUACUGCAGUGGGAUUUUGUUGCAUUCCCAGUGGGGGCAGGACCUUGGACAGAUAGGGUUAUGGCUGGGUUUGGAUGGAGGACCCUACAUAAACAGUUUUGCACACUUUUGCAAGCAUUACUGGCAGAAGACAGAAGUAAUUUUUAUGAUAAUUUUGGUAUUUGUAUGGCAAUAGAGCUGUGUUUUGGGGACUGGCAGCCAAACAAACAAACUUCCAGCUGAGAGUGGUUGGCCCAGUACAAGGGGGGGGUUAUUUGUGCUGAUGGAGGGGCAGAGGGGUUGGGGCCUCAUAGCCUGUGCCAUGGCUCUGAAGCUUCUAGGAGAUGGUGUGGAUCCCAACAGGAUGUGUGUCAUGCAGGAAUAAAUCUUGGCAGUGUUUCAGCUCAGCUCACCCUCUGCUCUUGCACAGGAGUCAAAAUUUACGUCGGGCAAAUUACAUCAAAGGCACCAUCCCAGGAGUAAAUCCUUCUCAGCUGCAAGUGUAAAAACAGUUGUGGGUUUAAAGUCCAGGCAGUGUCUCAUUCCAGGCAAGUGGAAAUAGAUGCAUUUCCCAGGUAAAAUGCAUCAUGAGCAUGGACACUGGCACAGCAAUGCCCUCAGCAGGGGUGUGUCUGGCUCCCUGCUCAGAUGCAGUGGUGAGGAGGCUCAGCUGAGAAAACAAAUCCUAUUGUACCAAUGGUUCCCUCGUUGUCCAUUGCAGGCAAUGGACUUUAUGAAACUGCUUGUACCAGAGUUAAACUGGGAGGGUUUUGUCAUUAAUUUUUACUUCAAAACAAUCUUGACAGUAAGAUGAUGGCAUAAAUUUGAGGGGUUUUUUUGUUUUUGUUUUUAAUAGAAAGCCAAGAAAUUCUAAGUAAUGUUAACUUAUUAGCUCACUUUUAUGGAUGAAUGAGAAUGGUUUAAAACAUAUAUUAUAAAAAUUGUCUGAUUUAAGUCUACUUAGGAAAUGAUUGCCAAACUUUCAGCCAUCCUAGCACACAAAAUCCAGAGGUUGUAUCCAGAAUAUAUCUUGAUGCUUGCUAUUGUGAUUUGGAAUGGUGUUUAGCUCUGAAGCCAAGAAGUGUCCCCCUCUCCCCACACAGCAGUUUUGUUGUUACAAGGCAACGUUUCUCAUCCUCUGCUGCCAGAAAUCAGGGCUAACAGAAGAGGAAAGCCAGGAGCAGGCUGCUGGGCUGUGCUUUUGUCUUGGGCAUCCCUUUUGUAACCAUCCCAGCUAGGUGUGUCCUCAAAUUGCAGAAUGCAAGCUGUUUUUCUUUUCCCCAGAAGGGAGCAGUUCAGCAUUUGGGUAAGACUUGCAGUGCAGCUCUGCUGUAUGGCAAGGAUGGAGAUCAGCCAGAGUCUGGGGAAGGUGACAGUAAGGGAAGGAUGGCAUUGGGAAAUUCUGGGCUUCUCAAAUGUCUCAGAUGCUCUCGGGUGCCAGUGUAAGGGUUUAAAUACUCCUGUGAUUCCUGUGUACAGCAGCAGGGCUACUGGGAUGCAUGGAGCUGGGCAGCCCUGGCUGAGGUGCAGGUGUGUAGGGAAGGUGUAAACUCCUGGGAUUUCUUUUUCUGAUGGUAGGGUAAGGCAGACUUUUCAGGAAAAGCACCCAUGGCACUGGGGAUGUGCACUUUGCCCUCUCUUAGGUGUUAAGGAGACUAAUGGGAGGCUUCCCCCCAGCUUCUCUGCAGGGAGGUACAAGAGGGGUGGCUGUGGCAGAUGGGGGAGGUCAGGUCCCUUUGGCAGAGGGGAUAGGGAGUGGGCUGGGGAGCCAGCAAGGAGGUUUUUAAAGGUCUCUCCAGCUGGAGGUGAAUAAAUAAAUGUCUGGUCCAUUUUCCCUCUGUUCCUCAUGCUGUCAGUGGAAAUGGAAGUAGGUGCAAGCUUUCUUUUUAUUUUUUAUAACUGUCUUCAGAUUUUAAUGUUGCCUUUUGUGUAAUUUAAUCCCAUUAUGUUAUUUAAUUGUUACUGCAAUAUUAACUACUGUAUUUGUUGACUUUGUUUAAUAAGUGUUCUUUCAGGGCUAGAAAUAAACUUACAAAAAAC